AAGUCAAGUAAGUAACAACCUUAGUAGCACGGUGCAUUGACCAAAUAUUGGUUGAAAAUUUGCCCAAUAUUGGUGGUAUUGGGCCAAUGCACUGUGCUAGUAGGGAAUAAGCCGACUCAAAUUGAUGAUAAAUGUGAAAAAAUGUCUGUUGCAGGAAUGUGGCGCCACGCUGCGUAUUGAUAGACAUAAUAUUAUUAUCUGUUUAAUUAUUGUGCCGCACCCAUGCCCCUAAAUAAUUCGUAGCUCGUUACACGAAAGAUGUCGAAUGAAAAUAAUUAUUAUUGAAAGAUACGCGACACGCAUAAUUAGAACGAAAUUAUAUGUAUAUUGCGCCGUUGGCUAUUUUCGCCCGUCCACAUCUGCCGUCCGUUUAAUAUCCCUUAUGUAAGUGCACGUUAUCAAUCAUUUAGAUGGCACGCGUGAUAACGAAACGAUAAUUAAGCGAUAAUAAUAAUAAUGACGUUAAUACACUUCGCCGAGUUCUGCAAAUUAAGCGAGAAGAAGAGCCGAGAAAUACAGUACAUAACGAAUACCAGAGCUUGGUAUCUUGACUUUUUGUUAUCAAAGGUACAGACGCAAGAUCAUUUUUCAAUGGGUUCAGUGAAGAGAUACAAAAUCCAAGUUACAUUUCCUUGAAUUCCUUCGAUUCAGAUGUAGAUACAAGGUGCACUGAAUGAUUUUUCCGGAGAUAGUAUCUGUAACUAUAUCUUUUAAAAAAAAAAGAUAGCAAGCUCUGGUGAAUACAACAAAUUUGUACGAAACGUAAAACGAAUGCAAAAUUUGCAAUAUUUGUAAAUCGACAAAGCACUUAGCGUUUAUAAAGGAGCCAGUCAGUUCCUCAAUUUUCGAACGGACAUUCAAGAAAGAAGACUUGAGAGGAGAAAUCGAGGGAAUGUAUGAUAGUUUUCGUCUAUUCUAAUUUUCUGGAUUCGGAUGCCGCAACGAGGGUGGUUUUUCAGGAGACACUGACCAAAGCCCAAUUUCCCGAAGCCCUGUAAUCAUACAUUGCACCCGCAUUAUCCCGAUAUUAAGCAAAUGCUGCUGCACCGAGAGCCCGAAUUAAAAUCUUGUCGAGUGUCCUCCAACUCCGAAAUCGAUACCUCGACGCCGCGAUUAACGCACGAUCUCUCUCCCUCUCUCAGUAUCCGCGGACGUGCGUGCUGCACAGAGCGGGAAUCCGAGAGAAAAUGAGAAAGAGGGUGAACGAAGGCGCUCCAAUGGGAUUCGACCGGGCCGGACUCGCCGUCGCUGGAUCGUCCACUGAUCGUCAUUGGGUUGCAUCAUCCCCUGCAUACGUGCGGCACGCGUUUCGCGGGCGAAUCGACGGAUCAAUAUCUCACCCCCACGCGGAGCCGAGCCGAGCGACGUCGCCGAGAGAGAAGAGCGUGCGGCCGCCAAAGUUUUCAAGAACGCCGUUGUGACUCGACGUCGUAUCGCGACGGGUGGCAAGCGAGCGAGAGUACUGCUGCUGAUUCCACCCCGGUGAUACCGCUCGCCGCUCCGCUGGCGGUCCACCCGAACGCGAGUGUCACCCCGCCGAACGCCCGAGCGAGCUCGUGCCUACCGGAUGAGCCUGCCGCGUGACCACCAGCGUCUCGCCAGCAACGUGCCGAGGGACACGACGCGCGCUGGUCAGCACGGAAAAUGAUUCGAAACGUGAUGCGGGAAAUGCAGCGACCGGCGUGUUUCCACACGAGGAAAACGCUGAUAGAGGCGCAUCAGGAAGACACGAAGACCGCGCGUCACAAUCUCGAUCCGAGGAACAGCACGACGAUCGUUGCGAGAACAGUCAGCCAGUAACCUUCCUCGUUUCCUCGAGUAUAUCAGCUCGACACAAUUGUGCAUCGGUGACGUACGAAUGUGCGAUGAGAUCGUCACGAUCACGAUGUUAGAUCAAUCAGGUGCUGCGCCAAAAUACUACCUCUGCUACAUGUACAAAACUACUGAAGAAUUGACCGUAUUAGGGCUACAAUGAGAAGAUAUAGAUACAUUAUUAUAUUAUAAAAGAAUUAUAUAUAUAUAUAUACACAUUCAUCCAAGUAUAUAUGGAAAGGAUAUAUUCUGAUGGAUAAGCGUUUACACACAGUAUUGAUAUAACGUUCUGUAUCAGAAAAGACUCUUCCUUGCUACUCGAGGUCCUCAGAGGUCGAUUGACAUUAUUUGUUAUGGAAGCGUUUAGGGGAAAGGAACGGGAGAGGAUGAUAAUUUAUGCCUAUGAAUUUUCUGGGUGCGCACGUGUAGUAGGAGGAUAAUCGCAUACACACGCAACAAAACACGCAUCGAAAGCUCAAGCUGAAUAGAUUUAAGUUAGAAGCGAGAAUGAAUACGCCAUACGAUGAGAGCUUAAUCUGGAUAGUAGUGGUCGGCUUUAUAGUGGCGUUCGUUCUGGCGUUCGGCAUCGGCGCCAACGAUGUCGCCAAUAGCUUCGGGACGAGCGUCGGCGCCGGGGUGCUCACGAUAUUCCAAGCCUGUGCUCUGGCAACCGUCUUCGAGAUCGCCGGUGCCGUUCUGAUAGGAUACAAGGUCUCCGACACAAUGCGAAAGGGUAUACUGGACGUCUCGUUGUACGAGGGCCACGAGAAGGAGUUGAUGAUAGGAGCGUUAUGCAGUCUAGCCGGGUCCGGUAUCUGGCUACUGCUGGCUACCGCGUUACGACUUCCAAUUUCCGGUACGCAUUCCAUUGUUGGUGCUACAGUUGGAUUUUCGCUCGUGUGCCGGGGUACCGCCGGGGUGAAAUGGAUAGCUCUCGCCAACAUAGCGGCGUCCUGGUUUGCCAGCCCUCUGCUCAGCGGGGUCAUGUCCGCCAGUAUCUUUUGGCUUCUUAGAAAAUCCGUGCUCCAGUCCAACAAGCCGUUUGAACGAGGUCUCCAUAUUCUCCCCAUAGCAUACGGUCUCACCGUUGCUAUCAAUAUUAUGUCAAUUGCGCUUGACGGACCUAAACUACUAAAGAUGGACAAGAUGCCGUGGUGGGUUAGCUUGAUAAUCGCGCUGCUGGCGGGCAAAUUCGCUGCGAUGGUCGUGUACGUGUUCGUGGUGCCACGGCAGAGAGCGAGAAUACUGUUAACGUCGAACGGUAGCGACGAGAAGGCAGCGACAACGGCGGCGACGCACUUUGGCCCCUGCCAAGAGAACAGCGAGACGACGGCGUUGUCGGUGAUCUCGGAGGUUCCCUGCGGCGGCAGCAGCAACGGCAACGCGAAGGCCGAUCUAGCGCCGCAGUUGCGCGGUAACAGCAGCGAGAGCCCGUUGCUGAUGGUCUCCCAGGUGGAAGCGGAGAACGCGCAGAUGGACGGGAUGGUGGACGACGAGGAGCAGCCGGAAGUCUCGAGGCUGUUCUCCUUUCUGCAAGUGCUCACCGCGACGUUCGGCAGCUUCGCGCACGGCGGCAACGACGUCAGUAAUGCGAUCGGGCCGCUGAUCGGGCUCUGGUCGGUAUACGCGGAGGGUUCGGCCCGACAGGAGGCCGAAACGCCCAUACUUAUACUGCUGUACGGUGGCCUAGGUAUCUCCACGGGUUUGUGGGUGUGGGGACGCAGGGUGAUACGGACCUUGGGCCAAGACCUGGCGCGCAUCACUCCCACGACCGGGUUCACCAUAGAGGUGGGUGCCGCGGUGACGGUUCUGCUGGCGAGUAAAGUUGGUCUACCCGUGUCAACGACGCACUGUAAAGUGGGAUCGGUGGUGUGCGUAGGAUGGGCCUCGCGUGGCGGCAAGGGGGUGUCGUGGAAGCUGUUUCGCAAUAUCGCGUUCGCGUGGCUGAUCACCGUGCCGAUGGCCGGCUGCCUGUCCGCCGGCUGCAUGGCCAUUUUCCGCGAGAUAAUUAGUUUGUGAUCCUUUGCAAUCGCGAAGCGCUUUAGACGCAAAAAACCAUCCAACUACUGCUGUUGUCAAUAAGUUCUGAACAAAAUAAAUGGUCGAAAAGAAAA
This is a messenger RNA of Vollenhovia emeryi, 3926 nucleotides long. RefSeq names its product sodium-dependent phosphate transporter 1-A (gene NaPi-III). Bases 2320 to 3831 code for a protein of 503 amino acids. Gene Ontology annotation, cellular component: membrane. Gene Ontology annotation, biological process: phosphate ion transmembrane transport. The record is from RefSeq and is a predicted model, not a curated record. Lineage: Eukaryota; Metazoa; Arthropoda; Insecta; Hymenoptera; Formicidae. The transcript has 7 exons. Gene Ontology annotation, molecular function: phosphate transmembrane transporter activity.